Molecule: messenger RNA, 813 nt
Organism: Torulaspora delbrueckii
Lineage: Eukaryota; Fungi; Ascomycota; Saccharomycetes; Saccharomycetales; Saccharomycetaceae
Gene: LHP1
Product: tRNA maturation protein LHP1
Exons: 1
Coding region: 1-813 (270 amino acids)
Biological process (GO): RNA processing
Cellular component (GO): nucleus
Molecular function (GO): mRNA binding
Source: RefSeq, a predicted model, not a curated record
AUGUCUUCCACCACCGAGCCUACUACUGAAUCUCAAUCCAGACGUGGAUCUUAUGCUGCAAUUGAGUUCACGCCAGAUGUGAAACAACAGUGUUUGAAGCAAGUUGAGUUUUACUUCUCAGAGUUUAAUUUGCCAUAUGACAAGUUUCUACGGAUGACUGUUGAGAAAAAUGAUGGUUGGGUUCCAAUCACGACAAUCGCCACCUUCAAUAGAAUGAAGAAAUUUAGACCCGUGGAUAAAGUUGUUGAAGCACUACGUGAAUCAAAAAUCUUGACGGUGAGCGAAGAUGGUGAGAAUAUCAGAAGAAAUGAACCCUUGGAUUUCGAAGGCGCUAAAAAUGCCAGAUUGGAACAAAACAAACGUACAUUGGCUGUGAUGAACUUCCCACACGAGAAUGUUGAAGAUAUGACCGCAUUGCAAGAGAAAUUGGAAGAAUUCUUUGGCAAAUUUUUUGAGAUCAACCAAGUGCGUUUGAGAAGAGAUCAUACUAAGAAAUUCAAUGGUACCGCUAUCGUUCAGUUCAAGAACUUGGGCGAUGCUGAAGAGUUUUUAAAAACUUACAGUGGUGAAGAUGCCGAGAGUUUGUCGUAUGAAGGCCGUAAAUUGGAAGUAUUCUCCAAGAAACAAUUUGAUUUGCAAAGAGAAGCUACCAGGUCAAAGAACUUCAGUGGUUCCGGUCAAAAGGCCAGAUCUUUUACCGGUCACAGGAAGAACAUGCCAAAAUCCCGUCGUUCGAACAAGAAGGAAGAGAACAAAUCUGAGACCAAAUCUGAGAACGAAUCAAAGGAGGAAUCCGCCCCUGCUGAUAAUUGA